Argentina anserina (silverweed cinquefoil) is the source of this 2241-nucleotide messenger RNA. RefSeq lists its product as uncharacterized. The record is from RefSeq and is a predicted model, not a curated record. NCBI's taxonomy places the organism in Eukaryota, Viridiplantae, Streptophyta, Magnoliopsida, Rosales, Rosaceae. Bases 9 to 2126 code for a protein of 705 amino acids. The transcript is spliced from 4 exons.
UCUCUCCAAUGGCUUCACCCACUCCCGGAAUCCUCCUCCGCCUCCUCCAGUCCAUCAACUCCGCCACCAAAGUCACUGGCGACCACCGCUCCGCCCUCCUCCAAGUCAUCGGCAUCGUCCCCGCCCUCGCCGCCGGCUCCGACGACCUCUGGCCCAAUCAAGGCUUCUACGUCCAGCUCUCCGACUCCCUCAACUCCACCUACGUCUCCCUCUCCGAGAAAGACACCGAUCUCAUCCUCACCAACCGCCUCCAGCUCGGCCAGUUCGUCUACGUCGACCGCUUCGAUUUCGACUCCCCCGUCCCCCGCGUCGCCGGAAUCCGCCCCAUCGCCGGCCGCCACCCGUUCGUCGGCUCCCCUGAGCCGCUCGUGGCGCGGAUCUCGCCGUCGAAGAGGGAGUUCGUCAUCCAGCCGGUGUCGGAUUCCGACCAGUCCGCCGAUUUCAUGGCGAUUUAUCUGUCGAAUAACAAGAAGCAGGAGCCGCCGGCGAGGACGGAGGUCAAGGAGGCGAAGAUCGAGAAGGGAAGAUCGCCGCGGCGGCAGCCGUUUGCGAAUAGAGAGAAUGUCACUGUGAGAGAGAAUGUGAACUCCGACGAGGGAAAGAAGGUAUCUGAUCGGCCGGUGGCGGCGAGAUUCUCAUCUCCGGCCACCGCAAAGAGGUCCGCGUCUGCGGGGAAGAAGAAUGUGGCUGUAGCACCGGCGGAGAGGGAUCCGUCGCUGGCCGGAAGAGGAAAGAGAUCGUCGUCCCCGGCGCCGUCGAAAUGCGUGGUUCCCAGCUUGAUGGUGGCGCGUGAGGAGAAUCGGAAGGUGGCGAAGGAGCCUUCGAUUAUUGUGCCGUCGAGGUACCGGCAGCCGUCGCCAAUUGGGGGGCGGAGGCAGGCGUCGCCGAAUCCCAGAAGGGCUUCAAUUUCUCCGGGGAGGAGAUUGUCUGUUGGAGGAGCGAAGGACUCUGCUGCAAGGAGGAAAAUGGCGACAAUUGUCGCCGGAAUUUCGAAGAUUUCCGAUACAAUUUCGGGCUCCGAUAAGAAUAAUCGGAAGGGAUGGGACGAGUCGCCUAACGUGGACCAAAAGGAGAAGCCUGCGUCCAAGAACAAACCAGAUGUUCAAGCUAUUUUGCGAACUCAGGCAGCUCUGUCGAGGCGAUUGAGCGAUGCGAAAACAACAAGUGAUGAUUGUUCGAGUGUGAAAUCGAAAGCUAGCUCACAUGAAGAUUCUCCAGUGCAAGAGAAGCCAAGCCAUGCAGCUCUGGGUAUUACUGUGCAUGAAAAGAAAUGGACUGAUGGAAGUGUGCCAUUAGAUGGAGUCUCUGCAGACCUUGCGAGGCUUGGAAGGGAAGCUAUGCAAAGGAAGGCACUUGCCGCCACAGCUGCCGCUGAAGCACUAGAGGAGGCCAUUGCUACAGAGUCUCUUGUUAGAAGAUUGAGCAUGUUUGCGGAAUUAUCUUCUACAUCAAUGAUUGGGAAUCCUUUACCUGCAAUUGACCAGUUCUUUAUGAUUUAUGAUGAUGUUGUAAAAUCAACAAGUAGUCUGGAGUCAAUUACCAGCAACCGCAAUUCCGAUGCACUUUGUGAUAGCAUUCCAACUGAGCAAUCAAAAUCAGUUUCUCUUUGGGUUGAAGCUGCAUUGGCUACUGAUCUGGGAGUGGUCUCUCUUCUUGGCCCCCAAGAUCAUGAGGCACCACUUACCCUACAGAAAAGUUUGUCCAAACGACAAUCUCUCAAUGCCAAAGCCAAUUUGAAGAUGUCUCCUUUGUCGCCUCAGUUCAACGCUGGUGUUGGGGAGUGGAAGAAGGGUAAUGGAAUGACAGAGACAGUUGAGCUCGCAAAGAACUUGCAGUCGGAGAUGCAAAUGUGGUUUCUACAGUUUGUUGAGAAAGCCAUGGAUGCUGGUUUUCGAGUGUUUGGAGAAUGCGCUGCAGAUGGUGGUAAGUUACCUCUAGACUGUGGCUCCAUUGCAGCUGUCCUAUCACAGUUGAAGCGAGUUAAUGAGUGGUUGGAUCGAGUUGUAUCAAAAAGGAAUGGUCUUCUAAAUGAAAAGGUUGAUCGGCUCAAGAGAAAGAUCUAUGGCUUUGUUAUUCAACAUGUUGGGACAACAUUUGACAAAUCAUCACCUCUCGCUUCAUCUUGAUUCAAAUACUUACCCAAAGAUAGAGAUUUGAGUCUCUUUUCUAUUGAUUUACUUACUCCAAUUGAUUUAUGCUUUGUCAACUCCUCUUUGAGUAUGUAGAAUUGAAUUGCUUCUA